Messenger RNA from Castor canadensis (American beaver), 2536 nucleotides. RefSeq names its product SREK1 interacting protein 1 (gene Srek1ip1). Lineage: Eukaryota; Metazoa; Chordata; Mammalia; Rodentia; Castoridae. Gene Ontology annotation, molecular function: nucleic acid binding; zinc ion binding. The record is from RefSeq and is a predicted model, not a curated record.
UAGGGCCUUCUCUUGCGGGGUAGUAGGGGCCUCGGCCGCGAGUGGGAGAGGUUGCUUAAACUUGCGGUGUCCCACAGCCAGCGGGAAGCAAACGGUUUCUCUGCGGGUCAGGAAUCCAGCGACUCCUCUUACCAGCGUCAUGGCAGUCCCAGGUUGCAACAAGGACAAUGUCAGAGCAGGCUGUAAAAAAUGUGGCUACCCUGGUCAUCUGACUUUCGAAUGCCGCAAUUUUCUCCGAGUAGACCCCAAGAGAGACAUAGUUUUGGAUGUCAGCAGUACCAGCAGUGAAGAUAGUGAUGAAGAGAAUGAAGAACUGAAUAAAUUGCAGGCAUUACAGGAGAAAAGACUAAAUGAAGAAGAGGAGAAGAAAAAAGAGAAAAGCAAAGAGAAAGUCAAAUUGAAGAAAAAGAGGAAAAGGUCUUGUUCUAGUUCCACUGAAGAGGACUCUUCAAAACAAAAAAAACAAAAAUAUCAGAAGAAAGAGAAGAAAAAAGAAAAAAAGAACAAAUCAAAAAAAGGAAAACAUCACAAAAAGGAGAAAAAGAAGAGAAAAAGGGAAAAGCAUUCUUCCACUCCUAAUCAUUCUGAAUUCACCAAAAAGUAACUAAAACUUUGUUCUAAGUCAAGAAAUUUAAAUUUUCAUUUAAAAAAUUAUUUGCCCUUCUUUAGAAUUUGCUAUAUAAUUAUGCAUUGCAAUAAAUCCCAGCAUUUUCCAUAUGGACAUUUUUCCUAUGUGGGACCAUUAUGCCUGCCCAUAAGUACUAAAUCAGUCUUGAUACUUGAUAACCAUGUCUCAAGUAUAGAUAUUUGUACAUACAAAAUACAUCACCUUUGGUAUUUGUAUCUCUGUGUGUUUGGCUAGUGUUAUGGCUUUGUUGUGGUCAACACAAGUAACCUUCCUAGCAAUUAAUGACUGUGCUGAACCAAGUGUCCACCUUUUAGUAAUGCAGCUCGGUAUGAGGUAGUGAUUUGCUCUUGAUACUGAAAAUUUUAAUAGCUUUAUAUACUACAAUGUAAGGAUAGCGAAAUUCUUUACUAUUCUUAGAUCUCUAGGCUUUUUUAAUAUCAUAGGAGAUAAAGCUGCUUUACUGGUCUUGAGUACUAGUUUUUAAAUGAAUGGUGUCUGCAGGAAGAUAAUAAUGAAAACAUUUAUAACAGUUUCAUUGUUUUAUAGAAGUGCAAUUUCUAGGGAUGCCUCCUUUGUUUUUGUAACAAUUAAAAUAAUUUCUUCCUUGUUUAAAGAGACUAGUUCAGCCUAUUAGAAAGUCUGACAGAGAUGAUACAGUGUUGGUCAGGAUUUUUAGGAUAGACUCCUGGGUUGUUUUACAAAUGUGCCAUAUUGGCAUGUCUUACAGUGAUACCUCAAACGCAGAAAUUGUAUUUAGGAAGACAGUAAAAUCUUCAUUAGGAAUGAUUUUUAUUGUAUUUCGUAUAUAAAUUUUAUGAAACUGUUGAUGAGUAAUGUCAGAUUUUUUUAUAAAUGUUAGCAUAUAUAUUUCUUUUGUCUGAAAUAAUUUAUAGUUUUGAAGCAAGUUUCACACUGAACUUCUGGUUUCAUAAAUAACCAGUUUAAGGCAUUUCUCUUUUACUCCAGUCACAGAUCUCAGUAGCAGUGACAAAAUUUAGAAUUAAGAGUUUUAUCCUGUACUUUUUAAAAUUGAAGAGCCAAGGAGUUGUAUCAUGAAUGCCUUUUUAUAAUAAUGGAAAUUUUAUAUGAGUAAGCAUUUUCAAACUCAUGUUAGUAUACAUAAAUGUUUCUUACCUUUUUAUUUUCAUGGUGAUAGUAUUACAUAAUUUGCUUAAUAUUUGGCAUUCUUUAUGCUCAAUAAAUUAAACACUUUAAUGUUGUAACAGCACUGAAAAUCAACCUGUUAACAUGACACGGCACCAAAGAUUGCAAGUACCUCACUGUGGUGCACUUACAAAUUUCAAAUUGGUAACCUACAGAUAUGGCUGCAGUUGAAUUCAUGACGGUGAAAUCAGGUAGGUGCAUGUGACUUGCUGACUGGAAAGGCUUACUCAUUCUUCCUUCACCUAGCACCCUGUCUGGCAUGCCCUGAAUAAGGUUCGGGGGCCUCAUAACUCCUCUUGAUAUAUGCUUACCUGUGUUCAAAUUUUAGGGACGCUGCACCCAGACCCCAUCUUACCAUGGCAGCCAUGAAAGCUCUUUCGGCCACCUCAAAAUAAAUUCUUUUAUUUAAAGAGUUCAGUCAGUUUUUUGGAAAAAAACAUAGAACAAUUAGAUUUUUAAGUCUUUCCUAAUUUAUGAAAAUACAAUUGUCAUAAUACAGUUGUCCAGACUUAAAAAAAAAAAAGAAGAAAGAAAAAAAGAGCUUUUCCAAAAAUGAUUGUCAGAUACUACGUAAAGAAGAUGGCCUCAUCCCAUUGGGUGUGUGCCAUGGUUAAUGAUGACGGUAGUUGUAGGAAAAAUUAAUCAAGUUAUUUUUAAGUUUUACUUCUGUUAAUUAUAAAACUUAUAAAUUGACUCAUUAGGUUUUUUUCCCUGGUGACCUGAUCCAGAAGAAUUAUAUAAAGU